AGUUGGGUUGCAACAGGAAUUCUGAAUGGACUCGAUCUGGACUUAACUCGAGGCACUGGUUUAUGCUCUACACUCCCCCUCUCCCCAAAACCCUUGUGUUUGGAAAUUGUUUCUUCUUCUUUCUCCCACGCCUGGAUCCUUAGCUGCUGUGCUGAAGCGGGCAGGAAAAAGUUUGUGGUGACACGCUGGUUUCCGUCUCCCCCCUUAUUAUUUUUUUUUUUAAACGCCAUCCGAACAAACUUGUCCCGGUUCUGCUGGCUGCUCUGUAGAGCACCCCCCGCCCUUUGGCAGAAAGUAUUUCGCUGGCGGCGAUGGGGGUCACGGCCGCCGACUUCUCCCCCCGGGGCUGGGGGUUCGACGCGACGUUUUUAAGCGCCUGAAUAUGGAAUAAAACAGACGAGGAUCGCUUUGCCUUCGCCCCGUCCUCCCCCGGGUCCGGGAGCCUGCCUGCGCCGCUUCGCUUCAUCCCGUACACACGCCUGCUACAAGGGAACAGCAGAUCGCUUACUCGGAGCCUUUUCAGACGAGGAGAAACAGCAGCUACUGGGCGUAAGCAAAUACUUCUUGGGGUUUAAGGUGCUGCUUUCAGUCCAUGUUUGUAUAGAGGAGCUCAGAUGGGAUUGAAGUCCACAUGGAGGCAUGGAAAAGGACCAGGGACUUGCACUAAGAAGAUGGUAAACUGGGAUUCAUGUUGCCUUAUUUGCCUGGUGAUGGUCACCAUGGCUGGAUUUUCAUUGGCUCGGCCAUCUUACAACUUAGUUGGCGAAGACACAACUUUGGGACCUGAAGAGCCACCAACCAAAUAUCAGAUCUCACAGCCUGAUGUAUAUUCUGUACUUCCGGGAGACCCUUUGAACUUGAAUUGUCCACUGAAAGAUGCCAUCAAGAUCAGUUGGACUAAAAAUGGGGUCCAUUUGGUGCCCAACAAUCGAACAUUUAUGACUGGGGAUUACUUGCGGAUUAAAGAUGCCACACCCAAAGAUUCAGGCAUUUAUGCUUGCACUGCUGUUAGGACUUUAGACAGUGAUACCAUCUACUUCAUUAUUAAUGUUACAGAUGUUCUUUCAUCUGGAGAUGAUGAAGAUGACACCGAUGGCUCUGAGGAUUUUGUGAAUGACAACAACCAAAUCAGAGCACCUAAAUGGACACAAACGGAAAAGAUGGAGAAGCGGUUACAUGCAGUCCCAGCAGCGAACACUGUAAAAUUCCGUUGUCCAGCUACAGGAAACCCACCACCUACCAUGAGAUGGCUAAAAAAUGGAAAAGAAUUUAAGCAAGAACAUCGUAUUGGUGGAUACAAGGUACGAAAUCAGCAUUGGAGUCUUAUAAUGGAGAGUGUGGUCCCAUCAGACAAAGGAAAUUAUACCUGUAUAGUGGAAAAUAUACAUGGGUCGAUCAAUCAUACAUAUCAUCUUGAUGUUGUUGAACGAUCACCACACAGGCCCAUUCUACAAGCUGGCCUACCAGCAAAUACCUCAGCAGUUGUCGGAGGCGAUGCAGAGUUUGUCUGCAAAGUCUACAGUGAUGCUCAGCCUCAUAUCCAGUGGAUAAAGCACAUAGAAAAGAAUGGAAGUAAACAUGAUGCAGAAGGAAUCCCGUAUCUGAAAGUUCUUAAGGCUGCCGGUGUUAACACCACGGACAAAGAGAUUGAGGUUCUCUAUAUACGGAAUGUAACUUUUGAGGAUGCUGGGGAGUAUACAUGCUUGGCGGGUAAUUCUAUUGGGAUAUCCUUUCACUCUGCAUGGUUGACAGUUCUGCCAGCUCCUAUAGAAGACAGGCCAUAUCCAACAUCCCCAGACUACCUGGAAAUAGCCAUCUACUGUGUAGGUGUCUUCUUGAUUAUCUGUAUGGUGGCAACAGUCAUCCUGUGCCGAAUGAAAACCACCACGAAGAAGCCAGACUUCAGCAGCCAACCAGCUGUGCACAAGCUGACUAAGCGCAUUCCACUUCGCAGACAGGUGUCUGCAGACUCUAGUUCUUCCAUGAACUCUAACACACCAUUGGUGAGGAUAACCACACGUCUCUCCUCCAAUACUGAUGCUCCAAUGUUGGCUGGAGUUUCCGAGUAUGAACUGCCAGAAGAUCCAAAAUGGGAGUUCCCCAGAGAUAAGUUAACACUAGGGAAGCCCCUUGGGGAAGGAUGCUUUGGUCAAGUUGUCAUGGCAGAAGCAGUGGGAAUUGACAAAGACAGACCAAAAGAAGCCGUUACUGUGGCAGUGAAAAUGUUGAAAGAUGAUGCUACAGAAAAAGACCUGUCUGACCUGGUGUCUGAAAUGGAGAUGAUGAAGAUGAUUGGGAGGCACAAAAAUAUUAUCAAUCUUCUUGGGGCAUGCACUCAGGAUGGGCCCUUGUAUGUACUUGUGGAAUAUGCUUCCAAAGGGAAUUUACGCGAGUACCUGAGAGCCCGGCGACCACCAGGAAUGGAAUAUUCAUUUGAUAUUAACCGGGUACCUGAAGAGCAGAUGACAUUUAAAGACUUAGUUUCAUGUACAUAUCAGUUGGCAAGAGGCAUGGAAUACCUGGCAUCACAAAAAUGCAUCCAUCGAGAUUUAGCAGCAAGGAAUGUUUUGGUAACUGAAAAUAAUGUCAUGAAAAUAGCUGACUUUGGGUUGGCCAGAGAUAUCAACAAUAUAGAUUAUUAUAAAAAGACUACUAAUGGCCGGCUGCCUGUAAAGUGGAUGGCACCAGAAGCUCUAUUUGACCGAGUUUACACACAUCAAAGUGAUGUAUGGUCAUUUGGUGUGCUCAUGUGGGAGAUCUUCACUUUAGGAGGAUCGCCAUACCCAGGAAUCCCAGUAGAAGAGCUUUUCAAGCUGCUUAAAGAAGGGCACAGAAUGGACAAGCCUGCCAAUUGCACCAAUGAACUCUACAUGAUGAUGAGAGAUUGUUGGCAUGCAGUUCCUUCACAGAGACCAACUUUUAAGCAGCUUGUAGAAGACUUGGAUCGAAUCCUCACUCUCACAACUAAUGAGGAAUAUUUAGACCUCAGUGGACCACUGGAACAGUAUUCACCUAGUUAUCCAGACACUAGGAGUUCGUGUUCUUCAGGUGACGACUCUGUUUUUUCUCCUGAUCCAAUGCCUUAUGAACCUUGUCUUCCUAAAUAUCAACACAUAAACGGCAGUGUUAAAACAUGAAAAGAACCUUUCUUUAUCCCAAAUGGAAUAAGGGAACAAGAAUAUUCAUCUACCUACCAUGUGAAAACAGAGCCUUUCUUCAGACACAUAAGAUUUUUGUUUGUACAUAUGAAAUGUAGGGACUAAAACAAAACAAAACAUUGGCCAAAAUGUUUUCAGAACAUGUGGAAAUAAUUCUGUGCAUUGAAACUCCAAACAAUUUUCAGAAGAAGAAAAAUUUUAUGGGCUACAUAUGGACACAAGUUACUAGGUCAGGUUUUGGGCCUGAAAGCUGCAACACAUUUUCUACAUUUGAUGGACCAGUUGGACUUGAGGCAAACACUGGGUUAUGCCUUUCUUGUUUAUUUUGUAAUAUUUUGAGAAAAUAUAUGUUGACACACACUUACAGAGCACAAAUGCAGUAUAUAGGUGCUGGAUGUAUGUAAAUAUAAUCAAAUAUGUAUAAAUAUAUAUUAUAUAUUUACAAUGAAUUAUUUUUUGUAUUGAUUUAAAAGAAAAUGGAUGUCCCACUUCACCAAGCAAAUUAGUAUCCUUUUUUAAAUAAAAUGAAAAAGAAACAGCUACAUGUAAUUGCUGUUCAUACACAGACUUUUCUAAAAAAAAAAAAAAUCCACUAUCCAAAAGUGGAAAACACGUUGCUUUCAGGGAAAAUGGUAUAUCAUUAAUUUAUUAAUUAAUUGGUAAUGUACAAAAACAAUUAAUCUUUUAUAGGGUUUGUGUUAUUUUGUAAUUUAAAUGGCAUUUCUAUGCAGGCAGCACAGAGAACUAGUGGAUAUAUUGCUCAAACUUUAUUAGUUUUCAGAGUCUUUUUUUUAAAAAAGAGAGAAAUAUUUACAGUAUAUAACUAAUUUGGGGGAUUAAGGUUUUGAUUAAUUCUGGUUUUUAAAAGUUUGGUUUUAAGUUCUUGACUAAUCUCAAUAGUCCCAUUAAUUAAAAAUGUCCUUUAACAAGGAAGUAUUUUGCUCUCUGUAUUUCCAGUUUUAUAGAUGUUUUGGUUAUCACUCAUUACUCUUCAAGGGCCAAACAGUAAUAUAGAAAGCACAAAGCACUCUUCCUAGGCAAUCCUUAUUCAUUUUGAUGAGAUUGCCCAGUGGGAUGCAUCUAAUGGCAAAGGUUGUAUUAACUCCCAAGUCCCAAAGAAAGGAAAGAUUCUUGCCUAAAUUGUGCUAUAUCUUUAUAAAAUGCCCUAGAUCUGUGUCUACUUCUUUCUGUACAUGCAUCAAAUUCGCAAUUGUUACCCUCAUUAAACUUCCAUUAAUGCUUUUCAAAUAUAUUAACUGAGCUCUAGCAUGUCUAGUGUUGCGGCGAUUAAUGAGAGCCAAAAUUGUCAUAGUGGCAAUUAACAGAAAUUCUCAUUUGGAAGCCCAUUGUCUUCUAUUCUAGAUCCAGUUCAACUUUCCAAAUAAUUCAGCUAUUUACAGGCGUAUGCACUUGUUUAUGACCAAAACUGCUACUGUAUUCCUAUAACUUGCCUUUCAGAUGAAACAGCGUGAUAUCCUCACAUUCAAAGCACCUUUUGUGCUUGUGUAGCCAUGCAAUAUGAAUGCAAUUCAUACUGACUUUACACAUUUAAAAAAAUGGGGGAUGAGGUCUAAAAAGUAUUAAAAUUGUUAAUUUUUUGUACUGACAAUAAAAAAAUCUUUCUACAGAUAUAAAUGUUAACAUUACAAAAUAAAUGUCAUGCAAUGUA
This is a messenger RNA of Eublepharis macularius, 4827 nucleotides long. It is a transcript of the gene FGFR2, whose product is annotated as fibroblast growth factor receptor 2. Gene Ontology annotation, cellular component: membrane; signaling receptor complex. Bases 615 to 3137 code for a protein of 840 amino acids. The record is from RefSeq and is a predicted model, not a curated record. Gene Ontology annotation, molecular function: fibroblast growth factor binding; fibroblast growth factor receptor activity; ATP binding. Gene Ontology annotation, biological process: multicellular organism development; protein phosphorylation; fibroblast growth factor receptor signaling pathway. The transcript has 18 exons. NCBI's taxonomy places the organism in Eukaryota, Metazoa, Chordata, Lepidosauria, Squamata, Eublepharidae.